CCAGUGUGAAAUUGCUGCAAACGCAGGGAUGAUUAUACAGAGAGUAGUGCUGAAUUCACGCCCUGGUAAGAAUGGCGUGCCAGUGGCUGAAAACUUCCGACUGGAACAAAGUGCAAUAGCAGAUACGAUCCAAGCGGGACAAGUGCGUGUUAGAACCCUUUAUCUCUCUGUGGACCCUUACAUGCGUUGCCGAAUGAAUGAGGAUACGGGCUCAGAUUACCUCCUGCCCUGGCAGCUGUCUGAAGUUGCUGAUGGUGGGGGCGUCGGAGUUGUGGAGGAGAGCAAGCAUGAUAACCUUGCUAAAGGAGACUUUGUAACUUCCUUCACUUGGCCCUGGCAGACUGUUGCCAUUCUGGAUGGAAGCUCACUACAAAAGCUUGUUCCACAACUUGUCAAUGGACGCCUUUCCUACUUUCUCGGUGCAGCUGGCAUCACAGGACUGACGGCCUUGUUGGGUAUAAAAGAGAAAGGACAUGUGGCUAAGGGCGCAAAUCAGACAAUGGUGGUGAGUGGAGCAGCCGGUGCCUGCGGCUCUUUGGCUGGCCAGAUUGGCCGUCUGGAGGGCUGCUCUAGAGUGGUAGGGAUUGCUGGCACAGAUGAAAAGUGCUCCAUUUUGGUCCAAGAAAUGGGCUUUGAUGCUGCUAUCAAUUACAAGAAGGGGAAUGUGGCAGAGCAGCUACGUGAACUCUGCCCAGGCGGUGUGGAUGUUUACUUUGACAAUGUUGGUGGAGACAUCAGUGAUACAGUUAUAAGUCAGAUGAAUCAGAACAGCCACAUCAUUCUGUGUGGACAGAUUUCUCAGUAUAACAAAGAUGUGCCUUAUCCUCCUCCGCUGCCUCCUGACAUAGAAAAAAUACAGAAAGAAAGGAAUAUCACAAGGGAAAGAUUCUUAGUGUUGAACUAUAUGGACAAACAAGAAGCUAGUAUAUUACAACUCUGCCAGUGGAUCCAAGAGGGUAAACUGAAGGUCAGAGAGACCGUGGUAGAAGGCUUGGCAAACAUUGGUGCCGCUUUCCAGUCCAUGAUGAAUGGAGGCAAUAUUGGGAAACAGAUCGUCUCAGUUUCUAAGUAAAAGUCAUUGCUUCCGGAAAAUAAUUGGAUUCUGUCUCUAACAGUGAGCAAGAUUUUACUUAUGCUAAUUUCCAUUUUCUUAAAUAAGCCAAUGAGCUGUUCUAUAUGUACUGAAAGCAAAGAUACUGGGAUGCUAAUAAACUAAAUAGAACUGGA
Messenger RNA from Pterocles gutturalis (yellow-throated sandgrouse), 1227 nucleotides. RefSeq names its product prostaglandin reductase 2 (gene PTGR2). NCBI's taxonomy places the organism in Eukaryota, Metazoa, Chordata, Aves, Pterocliformes, Pteroclidae. Gene Ontology annotation, biological process: prostaglandin metabolic process. The record is from RefSeq and is a predicted model, not a curated record. Gene Ontology annotation, molecular function: 15-oxoprostaglandin 13-reductase [NAD(P)+] activity. The transcript has 9 exons. The coding region runs from base 29 to 1072 and encodes 347 amino acids.